AUGAAGUAUCCCUCACGUUUUCUUCUUGUUUCUUUUUUCCUCGUACCAUUUCUCUUGGUCUUCGCUGUCUCAUCCCCCACCAGCGCUAUUCCCAUAACCACAUCAUCAUUAUCUUCACCGGCUGCGGAUACUACGACUGGUGCCGGUGAUGUCCUUUCCCGCAGUGCGGUGAUCGUCACCCUCGCCGGUGUGUGGUCCCCCGCCGCCGUGCGGAAUGCCUCCUUCGCCGCCGCCGUCGAGCGGGACGUGGCGGUGGCGCUCGGGCCCCAACGGGCCGCGGCGUGGCAGGCGGUUCCACCCGACGCGAACGGCGGGCCGGCGACGGUGGAGUUGGAGGCGUGGGCCGACGGCGGCGCACUGGUGGAUCGUUUACUGCUGGCGGCGGACUGGGCAUACACACAGGAGUAUUAUGCGGAGAUGGAGGAGGGAGGGGAUCCCGCGGCGUCAGCGGCACAAUCGGCGGCGGAUGGAGCUUCAGAGCACAUGGCCUCAGAGUCAAUGCCAUCCAUUCUUUCAGGAUCAAGUUCUCCAUCAAAUUCCGCAUCAGAAUCACAAUCAGAAUCAGAAUCAGGAUUAGGAAAUGUGCCAAGGUCAGGUCCAACAUCGUUUAGCGUAUUAAAACAAAAGAUGAGAAAAAUCUCAGAGGCAGAGUUAGAGGCUGCCCAGACAUUUAUACAAUUAACAAGAAUGAUGGCUGUAGAUGAAUCUUUUGUGACAGCGACUCGUAGAAGUGAAGAUAUUUCACUUCACUUCAGUGGGACUGGAUGGGGCAAUCCGGAUGAAUUACCAGAUGCGGAACUGAGUGAAGCCAUCUUGUCUGCUGUUCAAUCUGUGGUGGAUCCCACUAAUACUGGGGGCAAUCUGCGGUGUAGUAUAGAGGACCCUAUCAAUCGUACAAAUGGAGUGGUGUUUAACUUAUUGGUAACAUCCUCUGGUGUUCAAAACAUUACAAAAUUACUCACAUCUCCCAGUUUGUAUGAUUCUUUACUAACUUACUACUUCAAUGUCACUGAACUGAGUGAUGCCGCACUUGUAGGGGUUUACAGAACUCCAGUGGAAUCGGAAGAACAAGAGUAUCGUACGCAGGUUCGUACACUAUUUAGUGGAUCAUGGAAUUUGGUUUUACAAACUGCAAAACCACAAGUUAUCGCAGCUUUAAGAUCGUCUUUUGCUGAAGCCCUGGAAUUAAAUAUAUCUCGUAUUGUUUUGGCUGAUGUCAGCGGGGAUGUAUAUCCAUUCAAUAUGCAGGUAAUUUAUUAUGUGGUACACCAGGAAGAUUUUCUUGUCAAUAAUAUUACUUCUGCCAUAGCAAAUGCAAAUUUCUCUGAAUUAUUUGAUAAUAUUUAUGUAACCUAUGGUGGAGACACAACUGUUACCCCUGCUGUUAUGGAAUCUACUAUUGUGAACUCACGAGAAGCAAGAGACGAAAGUGAAUCUGAUACUUCACUCACCUCUACACAUAAUUUACUACUCUCAGGAGAAGAAUGGCCAGAUGUGAUUCGUCUUGGUGAUGUGAGUACGUUAAAUACAGCCAUUGCAAAGGAUUUAACAGAGUUACUACCAUACAAACCCAACAGUGUCUCUGUAGAAGGUUUACCUCAACCUAAAGGGGAAGAUGGACUUCGUGUUGUGGUCUCUGUUAAACAACAAGGUGUGGCGCAGAUUAUUCCCUUCGCCGUAAACUCUUACUUUGUUCAAGCCAGUUCUCUCCCUUUGACACAAACCUUUUACCGCAAAUAUGUGGAUGCUGUUAAUACAGAAAUGAUAAAUGUCACCUGUGCUACAGUAGAAAAUAAAGGAUUUAGAAGUAUAUGCACUAGUCGGUGUAUAGGUGUUUCUGUCAUGGGUGGUUGUUUACUCUUAUUCUGUAUUAUUGGUUUUAUUAUCUAUUGUGUAUGGAGAUCACUUGCACGGUAUGUGGACCCAGCGAAAUAUGAUGAUGAACUUGUACGUAUUCCUCCCCAUCUCAGUCCCUUUGCUGGUGGUGUAGUGACGAGUCCAAAUUAUAAUCCCAUUCGAACUUUCUAUGGCGGUGGACAAAAUGUGAAUUAUCGUGUUGGGGAUCCGGGCCCAAUGUAUCCACCAGGCUCCACCGGCACAGUGCCGUUUGGUGCACGAAAUCCAUUUUCAACACCGGCCGCACCCGAGUCUCGUUUAGUGGCACUUUCGGGUUCACAGUCAAAUGCGUCUGUGCUGCGGCAGGGCGCUGUGGUGAUUCCCAGCACGACUGGCGAUAGAAGUCUUGAUAUGGUGAUGGUCCCACGUGAGGAGUACGAACGCCAACAGAAUGUGUGA
Messenger RNA from Trypanosoma theileri, 2295 nucleotides. RefSeq lists its product as uncharacterized. The transcript has a single exon. The record is from RefSeq and is a predicted model, not a curated record. The coding region runs from base 1 to 2295 and encodes 764 amino acids. Lineage: Eukaryota; Euglenozoa; Kinetoplastea; Trypanosomatida; Trypanosomatidae.